AUGUCUUCAUCCAACAAAGGAAAAGAAAAAAUUAGUCUUAGACCUUUAAACCCACAAAAAAAUGAUUUUGAUGAUACUCCUUUAUGGAAUCACGUAAAAGUUAUUAACUUGGCAAGUGGAGGAGGAGGAAACAGAGUAUGGUCUUGUAACUAUUGUCACAAGAAAGUUACAGGAUCGUAUUCUAAAGUGAAGGCUCACUUACUAAGGCUUCCAGGAAGCGGUGUCACCAUUUGCAACUCAAUUUCGGAUGAUAUUGCUGUUGUUAUAAAGAAAGAACAUGAAGAUGCAGAAAGAAAAAAGGCUAAUAAAAAAAUACGAGCUAGAAGGCAAGCUGACUAUUUGAGUUUGCCACCUGGCACGGAUCUCUUGCAGCAGAAAAAAAGAAAACCAGGUGCUCUAGAAAAUGCGUUCAAUGUUGCUGACAGAGAUACUGCUGAUAAGCUAUGUGCAAGGAUGUUCUAUGCAUGUGCGUUGCCAUUCAACCUUGUACGCAGCCCUCAAUUCAGGAAAUAUUCAUUGUUUUUGGAAAAUAGCAAAUUAACGGGCUAUAUACCUCCAAAUUAUGAUAGACUACGCACUACUCUUCUUGCGCAAGAGAAGGCACAUAUUAAUGUGAAAGUUCAUCAUAUCAAAGAAAGUUGGAACAAGAAAGGAUUGUCUAUUUGUUCCGACGGUUGGUCUAAUAUACAGAGAAAUCCAUUAAUUAAUAUUAUGGCAGCUUCUGAAAGUGGAGCAUUAUUUCUUUCAUCCACAAAUGCAAGUAGAGAAGUGAAAGAUGCUGAGUAUGUAGCCAACAUUUUCAUCCGUGCAAUCGAAGAUGUUGGACCAAAUAAUGUCGUACAGGUCAUAACGGACAAUGCAAGUAACUACAAGGCGGCUGGUGGGAUAAUUGAGCUUAAGUAUCCUCAUAUCUUUUGGACACCUUGUGUGGUCCAUAGCUUGAAUCUAGCCUUGAAAAGGAUGUGUGAUCCUCCUGAAAACAUAGGUGCGUAUGUUCAUUGUGCUUGGAUUUCUAAGUUGAUUGCUGAUUGUCAAAGCAUCAGAAAUUUUAUUAUGAAUCACGACUUGGCACAUGCAAUUUUUAACAACUAUUCAUCUUUAAAGUUGUUAAAAAUUGCCGAAACUCGUUUUGCAUCUGGGAUUAUCAUGGCUGACCGUUUGAGCAAGGUAAGGAAGGCCUUGGAGAGCAUGAUCAUGGAUGAAAGGUGGAAAACAUACAAAGGAGAUGGAAAGAGUGUCGUUGACAGUAAAGCCCGUGAAGUGAAGCAAUGCAUUGUUGAUGACCAGUGGUGGGAUACGCUUGACUAUCUAUUGAAUCUCACUAGACCUAUCAUCGAUUUUAUACGGGUUGCUGAUACGGAUUCUCCUAUUCUUCAUCUUGUAUACGAUAUGUGGGAUUCGAUGAUAGAGGAAAUCAAAACUGUUGUUUUCAGGCACGAGGGGAAAGAUUUGCUCGUUGGUCAAUCAGCUUUUUUUGAUGCCAUUCACAAAAUUCUGGAGGAGAGAUGGAACAAAAGCAAUACCCCGUUGCAUUGCCUAGCACAUUCACUUGUUCCGAAAUACUAUACCGAUUCCUGGCUUAAAGAUGGAGAUGGUGUCCAAAGGUUGGCACCACAUGAGGAUCAAGAAGUCUCAAUGAAUAGAGUGAAGUGUUUCAAGAGAAUUUUCGAGGAUCCAAAUGAUCUUAGAAAAGUGUGUAUGGAAUAUGGAGAAUUUUCCAGUGCAACUGGAUUAUUUAAUGAUUCUUUCAUUAAAGAGGCAAGGGUGUUCGAAGAACCAAUCUCGUGGUGGUCUAACUACGGAUCGAGCGAAGUUGUUGCAAUCUUUGGCCUUCAAAUUACUUUCGCAGCCAGCAUCGUCAUCAUGUUGUGA
Messenger RNA from Striga hermonthica, 1872 nucleotides. The record is from the annotation of a GenBank genome assembly. NCBI's taxonomy places the organism in Eukaryota, Viridiplantae, Streptophyta, Magnoliopsida, Lamiales, Orobanchaceae.